GUGUCGGGGCUGGGGAGGGAUGGCCGGGCUGGCACUCGCCCGCUCACGCCGGGUGCCCACGAGGAAAUCCGGUGGUGGCAGCAGCCGUGGCUGCGCGGCCCAUGCGGGGGGGACGCCGAGAAGGUGAUGGAUUUCUUACAGGACCUGCUGUCUGCAGAAUUCUUCGAAAUGCUGGAAAAAAUGCAGGCACCAAAACUUGAAGAACAGAGGACUGGAAGCCAAAAACAUAAGGAAGACUACAUCCCGUACCCCAGCAUCGAUGAGAUCCUGGAGAAGGGCAGCCCGUACCCGCUGAUCAUCCUGCCCCAGUUCGGGGGAUACUGGAUCGAAGACCCGGAAAACCUGGGCACGCCCACCUCGUCCGACAGCAGCGUCUGCGAGGAGGAGGAGGAGAACCUCAGCCCCAGCACCUACGGCUACAAGCUGGAGUGCAAAGGGGAGGCCAGAGCCUACAGGAAGCAUUUCUUGGGGAAGGAUCAUUUAAAUUUUUAUUGUACAGCCAGCAGCCUUGGAAAUCUGAUCCUUUCUAUUAAGUGUGAGGAGGCAGAUGGCACGGAAUAUUUAAGGAUUAUACUCAGGUCCAAAGUGAAGACAUUGCAUGAAAGGAUCCCCCUGGCAGGAUUUAGCAAGCUCCCCAGUAUCCCCCAGAUUGCAAAGGCCUUCUGUGAUGACGCCUCUGGGCUGAAGUUUAACCCAGUUCUGUACCCCAAGGCGUCCCAGAUGAUAGUGUCUUAUGAUGAGCAUGAGGUCAACAACACGUUCAAGUUCGGUGUGAUCUAUCAGAAGUUCAGGCAGACCCAAGAGGAGGAGUUGUUUGGCAAUAACGAAGAGAGCACUGCCUUCAAGAACUUCUUAAGUUUUCUGGGAGACACCAUCACACUCCAGGACUUCAAAGGAUAUAAAGAACAGAAACUCUCCAAGGUCAAACCUAAAGUUUCGCUUCGACAAGCUCAGCCACGGCAGCUCCAGCACGAGCCACUAGCAGGAAGGAGGAGUCAUGAACUUGUAAAAGAGAAUUUUUAUUUCAACAAAGGGAAAACUCAUCAGCAUCCUGUGGGAAGAUGCACGCCCCAGCCGCGGGCAGCAAGGUGCCCUCCCCUCCCGGCUGCCCCGCUGUGCCGGGAAGAAGCUUCCACCUUGCCGCCAUCUCUGCCCCGGCGGGGACCAGCCGCCCUCCCACCGGGUGAACCCCUCGCCAGCAAACGCCCCGCGCCCCACACCCCUCCCUCUGCACCGUGGAGGAGAUCGUCUGCGCCCGGGGACCGCGUCCCCUCCGCAGUGCCGUGCCGUGUCACCCCGCGUGUGCCGCGGCUUCCCCCCCCCCCGGCUCUCCCGCGGCUCCUCUCGGGCAGAGGGGAAGCAGGACGGGCCCCCGCGCAGGUCAGGUCCCUCCACGCUUUAUUUGCAGCUGUCAGUGGGGAAGCAGGGGUUUGUGUUUGUUUUUUGGAAGGGGAGGUGGUCAGGGCAAAAUUGUCUUUGCUUGAUCCCGGGGCAGUUCCCCCGCCCCAUUAUUUGCUGCUGCUCUUCUCUCUUUUUAGAGACAACAGGGUAGAAUUUCCCCCCACGGCGCUGCCCAGGCGGCUCUUCCCGGCUUACUGCCCACAUCACUAAAUUUUUAGGGCAGAUGCAGCCUCUUACACCACACUUAGUUUCUGGCACAAGAGGGGCAGAGCUGGUGAGCGGGGCCGACUCACCCUCUCUGGGCAGCUUUGGGGAUGGUUUAUACGACCUCCCUGCUUUUUCCCUGCCUGAAACUCUGAGCACAGGCCUGGAAAAGGUUAACCAAAGCUAAAGCUGUAGUGUAUCUAAACACCAGAACCGGUUCAGAGUGAAUUCACCCAGUGGGUUCUACUUUACCCCACGGCUUGGAUCUCCAGGACAACAAAUUCCCGUGUUUGGAUGGUUUAGGCUGCUCCGCCCCUUGCAGAAUCUGUCCCGCUGCUUUCGGAUGUGCUUUCGUUCAUUUUGAAAGACGGGGAUUAUGGAUUUUGCAAGGUGACUUCCCUGUGAUGCCCUUUUCCAAAAAAAAUACCUCUCCCAACAUGCCGAGAAACCCUUUUGCUCUUUUAUGGAACUUUGUCUAAAGUUUACUGAGGUCUGUCCAUGAAUUUCACGUUGCUCGUAGAUUUUUCCGUACCAGUUUUUUGAGAGGUGCGCUGCAAUGCUGCAGAGACGCUCCCCCCCCCUUACCACAACCUGUGACCUUUGCAAACACCCCCGUGAAAUAAGGUUCUCCAUCUCAAGUGAAAGGUUCUGAAUCUCAAGCGAGUUCGUAAUUCCUAACGAAAACAGAACUUUGAGUGCCAAAGUCAACUCGACACCGCGGGAGCUCCGAGGGGCACGGAAGCGCCCGACACCCGUUAGAGGAGGCGCGGGCAGGGUCGCACACGCAGGAGCCCGUCCCCUCCCCCUGGACCAGCAAAGCCAAGCCUGGCUGAGCCGGGUCCGCUGGCAAAGCUCUGCAGGGUCCUGGCCAACAACCUCAACGCUGGGUUCACAGAGCUGCUCCCGCUCGUGCGUGGGAUUCGCCUGUUUAAGAAGAAAAGGCUGUAGCCCUGAUGGGAGAGGAACCAGGUUAAAGGAGGAAAACACGGUGUGGAAAAGGCGGACAACAGUUUCACAGGCACUAAGUGCGCUGUGUCGGACCAGUAAAUACCAAUAACCACCAGUGGGGACACGUCCCCUCCUGCUUUCAGUGAGUUGCAUUUAAAUAGAGUUUAAAUCUUGAGGUUUUCUUUGAAAGAGGGGAAGCACGGCGUGCUUAGCCCAGCCCGUAGCUAGCUCUAGAUGUCUCAGGUUCCACAUACUUUGCUGUUCAGCACUUCAGUCUGACAAUGCUUCGGUAGCACUUUCAAACCCACCCCCAGUUCUUCCUCUUAGAAGCUUUUGGUCUGGUUUUCUUAUGCCUCACAGUGAAAUAUUGACUGGUGCAAUGACUUGCUUUGAGGGUCUGUUCUUGGUUUUGCUUUUUAUCCUGAGAAGUUGCGUGAUUCCGUAGACGUUGUCAUUGGCAUGGGUGUUGAUCUCCGUGAGAUCUUUCAGCAGAAGGUGCAGUGGCUACUGUCAGCUGGGUUUUUCAUUUUUGGUUUGUUUUGGGUUUUUUUUUUUUUACUUGAACCUCUUGACUUUCCCUUUUGACCUAGAUUGAUUUGUAGAAUUAUUCAAAUGGGAUUAUCCGGCAGGCAGGACGGCGUGAAGCUUCAGGGAGAGAGGUGCAGCGCGUUGGACUUGUCUUUCCCUGCGCCAGCCUGCUGAACGGCAGCGGGGCCCGGAGCCGAGGGCUGGCACAAGCAUUGCCAGCGGCUCUGGGACAUUUUCAACAGCACUCCUCGGGGGGGGGGGCUGCAACCCCCUACGGCAGCAUCCUUAAUAGCAACGGGGCUUUUAAAGCUCCCGUCCUAGCCAGGCUCUAGCUGGUUUCUCCCCCGUGCGUGGCGGGCACCUUGUGGCCCCUGAAUUGGCCCGUAGCGGUGCUGGGACUGACCAGCAGUUGUGUUACACCUCGGAGGCACUUGCACGUCCAGCAGAGGGUAAAGGUGUCCCUGUAUAUAUAUUGCAAAAUGUUUUGUGCUUGUAAGUGACACACGCGUAUAUAUACAGGUAUAACAGUGAGAGAUAUAUAUGUAUAUAUGGAGAUAUAUAUAGAUAAAAGAAAGGAUCCUUAACUGACACUAAAAUUAUUGGGCAGUGCGUUUUCCUUUCUGGUCCCCACUGUUUCCAUGCCCAUAACUUCUACCCGACUCGGAUGUGACUUUGCCCCGGGAGCAGACGGGGCUCAGGAACGUGGCUGGGGAGGGACAGGGGAGCCCCCGGCUGCAUGGGGGGGUCUCUCCCGUGGCGGGGGGCUGCUCCCCUUCUCGCCGGGGUUUCGGCCCCGUGCUUGCUCCUGCCGCGC
Athene cunicularia (burrowing owl) is the source of this 3895-nucleotide messenger RNA. RefSeq names its product RAP1 GTPase activating protein 2 (gene RAP1GAP2). The record is from RefSeq and is a predicted model, not a curated record. Gene Ontology annotation, molecular function: GTPase activator activity. The transcript is spliced from 13 exons. Gene Ontology annotation, biological process: regulation of small GTPase mediated signal transduction; activation of GTPase activity. Lineage: Eukaryota; Metazoa; Chordata; Aves; Strigiformes; Strigidae. Bases 127 to 1611 code for a protein of 494 amino acids. Gene Ontology annotation, cellular component: plasma membrane; cytoplasm.